GUUUCCAUGUGGGAACAUCACAUGGGACCAGUGCCAAAUUAUUCUAUGUUGGAAAAUUCUUCAUCAUAAUGAGACACAAAGACCCUCUUCCAGGACUUGAAUUGGCGUUAGAAUUUAAGAGCUCCGAGUUAGGUUUUGGAAAAUGCAAUCCAUCACUUUGGCCUGGAGGGUCUCCAUUCUUUUUGAAUUUCUUGCUGAGAUAUUGAGUUUUCGCUGCCUUCUUUUCUUUUAAGCUUUGAAUUCGUGGAUGGUUUGGUUUUUAUGGUGAGGAGGUUUCAAAGCUUAAAUGUCUUCAAGUAACACAUGUAUGAUGUCUGAUGUGUCCAUAUUUCUUUGCUUACCUAGGAAAGCUCAGUGAUGUUUCCUUCCUUUUGACUAUGAAAUUGAAGCAUGGUUUUGAUAGUUUGAUUAUGAGGUUUCCGUGCUCCUUAAAUUCUGACCUAGAGGAAACUUCACGGCUUCUAAGGCUUCCAGGCUAUAAAGUUCGUAUGAGCGAAGUGGAAAAUUCAAUUUUGAUUUUGAUAUUUGAUACCUGAUUUAGAAGAAUAUAAAUUAAAUCCAAAUUUCAAAGUUGUACUUGUUUCUUUCAGUGGCUGUUGUUUUUCUUUUCUAUACUGUUCUGUUCUUAAUUGUCCACUGCAGUCCAGUUGUCUGCUUUAAUUUCCUAGUGAAUCCUUGCUUCCACUUGGCACUACUGAAUAUGGUGGGUUGAUUUAAUGUUAUGGGCUAUCAUUUGUCAAGCAAUUAAUCAACAUGAACUCAAUGAUAAAUCUGCAGGUUUGGGGCUCAAUUUGCGAGAUAUACUUCCUUAUGACAACACUUGCUUAAUCUGCUUCCUGUGUACAGAUUCUAAGUUGUAAUCCACAGUUUAGCAACUUCUUCUGAAAGGCAAUUUAGUGAUUUGAGUUUCCCAUCGAUGGCUGAUGAAGAUGAUUCAUAUCCACCGAUGCACGCUAAGAGAACUCCUAUUUGCAUUUUCUUUAAAGAUGUCAGACAUGUUCUUAAAUUGGAUGAACUUGGGUUAGAAAUAGCACAAAUAGCAUUUCCUGCGGCUUUGGCUUUUACAGCCGACCCAAUAGCCUCUCUGGUUGACACAGCAUUUAUCGGCCAAAUAGGUCCAGUAGAACUUGCUGCUGUUGGAGUUUCUAUUGCUCUAUUUAAUCAAGUAUCAAGAAUUGCAAUAUUCCCUCUUGUCAGUGUCACAACUUCUUUUGUUGCGGAAGAAGAUGCUAUAGGAAGAGUCAGCCCUGAAGAAGAAGAUAGUGAAUCCUUGGAAACAGGUUCUACUGUGAACAGUGAAAACAAAGAGUUGAUACCGCAAAAUUAUUCUGCAGAAGGUCCAUACAAGGCAAAAUCACCUGUUAGCAGCUUUGGAAUUGAUAAGAUUGAGAAUGAGAGAAGGUGCAUCCCAUCAGCCUCAUCUGCAUUGGUUAUUGGGGCAAUUCUAGGCCUUAUCCAAGCUAUAUUCCUCAUAUCUGGAGCAAAACCACUAUUAAACUUCAUGGGAGUUGGUUCUGAUUCCUCUAUGCUGGGCCCUGCACAACAGUACCUGACUUUAAGGUCGCUUGGUGCUCCUGCAGUUCUCCUUUCCUUAGCCAUGCAAGGGGUAUUCCGUGGAUUCAAGGACACAAAAACUCCUUUAUAUGCCACUGUGGCUGGAGAUGUAACAAACAUCAUAUUAGACCCUAUAUUUAUGUUUGUUUUUGGCCUGGGUGUCAGGGGUGCAGCCAUCGCCCACGUGUUAUCCCAAUACCUGAUUUCAGUUAUACUCUUGUGGAGAUUGAUGAAACAAGUUGAUCUCGUACCUCCUAGUAUCAAACACCUGCGGCUGGGUCAAUUUCUUAGAAAUGGACUUUUAUUAUUGAUGAGGGUAGUAGCUGUGACAUUCUGUGUUACUCUUUCUGCAUCAUUAGCUGCGCGACAAGGAUCAACAUCAAUGGCAGCAUUUCAGGUCUGCUUGCAGGUUUGGUUGGCCACAUCUCUUCUUGCUGAUGGAUUGGCUGUUGCUGGGCAGGCAAUACUUGCAAGUGCAUUUGCCAAGAAGGACUACGAAAAGGCAAUAGCUACUGCAACUCGAGUAUUGCAGUUGGGAUUACUUUUGGGGUUGAUGCUUGCUGCUGUCCUUGGACUUGGAUUGAGAUUUGGAGCAAGAUUAUUCACAAGUGAUGCUGAUGUCCUCCACAUGAUUAGUAUAGGCAUUCCGUUUGUUGCAGGUACUCAACCCAUUAAUGCCUUGGCAUUUGUUUUCGAUGGUGUCAACUUUGGAGCAUCUGAUUUCGCAUACUCCGCCUACUCUAUGGUGAUGGUGGCCAUUGUUAGCAUCCUAUGUUUGUUUCUCCUCUCCUCUAGUCACAAGUUCAUUGGAAUCUGGGUUGCUCUGACAAUAUACAUGAGUCUUCGUGCAUUAGCUGGCUUUUGGAGGAUAGGAACAGGAACAGGACCCUGGAACUUCCUCAGGAAUUUGUAGCAGCUUGUCUAUUCUUUGAACUAAUAGCGUUGCAGCCAUAUUAAGAACCUGUCAAACUGUGAUUCUGUCAGGACAGGAACAGGACCCUGGAAUUUCCUCGUGAAUUUGUAGCAGCUUGUCUAUUCUUUGAACUAAUAGCGUUGCAGCCAUAUUAAGAACCUGCAACUUAAUCAGUCACCAUAGUCACAUGCAAAACAUUUUGAUUCUACAAGAAAUUUCCCUGCCUUCUUUGGUUAGUUGUUUCAGGUUAAAUGGCAUGACGUGUAAGACCUUGUUAUAUUCCUUUCAUCCUCUGUAAAGUAGAUAGGAUGAAUUUUAAUUUUUACUCAAGCGAUGAAAUGAUAUCAAUUUUUAAAA
Messenger RNA from Populus nigra (black poplar), 2824 nucleotides. RefSeq names its product protein DETOXIFICATION 42. Gene Ontology annotation, molecular function: xenobiotic transmembrane transporter activity; antiporter activity. Gene Ontology annotation, biological process: transmembrane transport. Lineage: Eukaryota; Viridiplantae; Streptophyta; Magnoliopsida; Malpighiales; Salicaceae. The coding region runs from base 917 to 2467 and encodes 516 amino acids. The transcript is spliced from 14 exons. Gene Ontology annotation, cellular component: membrane. The record is from RefSeq and is a predicted model, not a curated record.